Molecule: messenger RNA, 465 nt
Organism: Cucumis sativus (cucumber)
Lineage: Eukaryota; Viridiplantae; Streptophyta; Magnoliopsida; Cucurbitales; Cucurbitaceae
Exons: 1
Coding region: 1-465 (154 amino acids)
Source: RefSeq, a predicted model, not a curated record
AUGAAGGCAGGGACGAGCAACAAUCAGAAAGCCCUAGAUUCGAGAGACAUGGUCAACAGAGGCGGGGUUGAGCUAAUUAGGAAUUGCGAUCUUCCGCCGCCGCAGAAGGUAUUCAAGAGUGGGAUGGAGGAAAAAAUGGAGCUGUUGAAGGCUCUGAGACUGUCGCAAACGAGGGCAAGAGAGGCGGAGAGGAAGGCGGCAAAAUUGAUGGAGGAAAGGGAUUGUAUUAGUAGGGCUUUUGAAGACGAGGCCAGAAUGGUGUUCUGUUAUCGACAAUCCCUCAAAUUGCUGGAGCUCAGGGUUUUCAAGUUGCAGAAACAAGAAGAGGAAGAAGAGGAAGAAGAGGAAGAAGAAAGUGAUAAGAAUGGUGGAAAUGGAGGAAUGAAAUGGGUUUGGGCUUUGGCUAUUUGUUUGAGUGUUGUUGGAGUUGGCUUUCUUUUGGGCUAUACAUGUAAUCCUUCAUGA